AUGGUAAAACCCCUAACAUUCAAAGGUGACAAGCCCAAAAAGCGCAAAACCCGCGACCCUGCCGCCGCCUCAACCACCGGCACCCCCUCCGCGAAACGCGCCCACACCGACUCCAACCCCUCCUCCUCUGCUGCGUUUGCCCCUACAGACGAAAACCCAGACGACCAGACCUGGGUGAACGCCGACACGCCGACCGACAUCGCGGGCCCGGUCAUUCUGGUCCUGGCCUCGGAGCCACCAACGUGUAUUGCCAGCGACGCGAACGGGAAGGCGUUUGCCAGCGAACUCGAGAACACGAUUGAGGGGGAUCCGGGGACUGCGGAGCCGCAUGAUGUGCGGCAGGUGUGGGUUGCUAUGAAAGUUGCGGGGACGGAAGCGUUUGGGUUUAAGGGACAUCAUGGGAAAUACCUCGGCUGCGACACCUACGGCAUCCCCAGCGCGACGGCAUCGGCCAUCUCGCAUCGCGAAUCCUUCCUCGUGAUCCCCGGCGAAGUACCAGGGACAUUUGCACUGCAGACGGCAGGCGGCGACAAAGAGAACUUCAUCUCCGUGAAGGAGGUAACGUCGAGCAAGAAUGUGAGUGGGAAGGCGUGGGAGGUGCGUGGGGAUGCGGAACAGAUCUCGUUCGACACGACGGUGCGGAUCCGUAUGCAGGCGCGCUUCAAGCCGAAGAUCAAGGCAUCGAAGGAGACGAAGGCGAGGGAGAAAGUGAGUCGGAAGGAGCUGGAGGAGAUCGUGGGGAGGGGGUUGGAGGAUGACGAGGUGAAGAGGUUGAAGAGGGCGAGGCGGGAGGGGAAUUUCCAUGAGGAGAUUUUGGAUGUUAGGGUGAAGGGGAAACACGAUAAGUUUGCUUGA
Molecule: messenger RNA, 855 nt
Organism: Aspergillus affinis
Lineage: Eukaryota; Fungi; Ascomycota; Eurotiomycetes; Eurotiales; Aspergillaceae
Exons: 2
Coding region: 1-855 (284 amino acids)
Cellular component (GO): catalytic step 2 spliceosome; striated muscle dense body; nucleolus
Molecular function (GO): actin filament binding
Source: RefSeq, a predicted model, not a curated record